GUGAAAUAAUUAUAAGCACCAUUUUGACUUCCUGUCAUUGUAAAUUUUCAAUGCUUCCUGGAUUUGAAUUGAUAAACGCAAUAUUAAUAUGUGUUUACGUUGUUAUACAUUGCAAAUUGUAGGAUUAUUUUUCAUAUUUUCUUGUUCCAAUAUUAAAAGUACAAAGAUCUGCAUCUUGAACAGAACUGUGACGGAUUCUACUUUCUGUUGUGCUAAUUUUUACAAAGACGAAAAAGGGAAUUGUAGCUUAUGUUCACCGGGAUACUAUGGGGAUACAUGUGAAAAAAUUUGUCCACGUGGUACAUUUGGUCAAGAUUGUGGUGGACAGUGUAGGUGUUCCCCCGAGGAUUGUGACCACGUGACAGGAUGUCCACAGUUAAGCCAAGAUGUAACCACACAGACAAUCACAGAACAUCAAGAGAAUAAAACAACCACAAGCUUAAUAUUUGGACUACCUGUCUCUAAAAUAAAGGAUGGCAACCCAUCAGUAAUAUCACCAACAAUAAAACCUCAUGUAUCAACAUUUACCAGCACAAAUCUGUACUCUUCUAAGAUUCAAACAACUUCAUCUACUUCUGAUAUUACCAAUCUGUACUCUUCUAAGAUUCAAACAACUUCAUCUACUUCUGAUAUUACCAAGGCGGGGGAGUUUAACAGUAAUUAUUUACUAUCUGGUGUCGGAUUGCUGUUAGCUAUUUUAUUAAUUGUAAUCAUUUUCCAACUCCGUUUGAGAUCAAAAUCUUCGCAAAAAAAGAUAUCAAGAAGAGAAAAGAAAAGUGACACCGAAAGAAAUGUAUCCAAUGAUUCUGAAAGUAUGCCACGUGAGAGUGAUAAAAAGCAAUACAGCAGGUUAGAACAGGAUAAGGACAGCCGCCAUGUCUAUCAGAAGGCUGAGUCUGAGUAUCAGGAAAUUGAUCAAUGUUUAGAAAUGUUGGAGGUUUCAUCCAGACCAAAAGAGGGUUCUUUAUCAAAAGAGGAGUCUUCGGGAGAAAGUAGUUAUUUGGAAAAUUAUUUAGAACCUGUUAUUUCAAAAGUAGAUAUAGUGAACAGCAAUGACAGACAACGACAUUCUUACAUAGAACUUUUGGAUUCAGACAAAAUCAUAGUGAAUGAAAACGUAAUUGAUGGACGUAUUGAAAAUACUAGUAAUUCAUCGUCCUCAUACGAUGAUGUAAUGACUGAAUGUUCAACAGUUGCAACGGCUAAUGGAAAUAAUGAUACGUAUCUUGAUGUUCAAUUUUGAUGAGAAGUCAAACAGGAAAUAAGAUAAACUCAAUUUGUAACUUUCUCUAAACUGUCUGUAAAAUCAACUCAUCAACUUGUGCUAUAAGGUUUUUUGAUUACAUAUUUGAUGCUUAUUCGCUAUUGUUGCUUUUUUUUAUCCAAGGUGCUCUUGAAAUACUAAGAUAAACUAUGGAUACUUGUAG
This is a messenger RNA of Saccostrea cuccullata (small rock oyster), 1427 nucleotides long. RefSeq lists its product as uncharacterized. The record is from RefSeq and is a predicted model, not a curated record. Lineage: Eukaryota; Metazoa; Mollusca; Bivalvia; Ostreida; Ostreidae. Bases 89 to 1243 code for a protein of 384 amino acids. Gene Ontology annotation, molecular function: scavenger receptor activity. The transcript is spliced from 4 exons.